UUGCGCAUAAAGUGUGCGCGGGCGAUUCCUCGUGCACCGGCCAUAUUGCGUUGAAUGAGUGCGUGAAUAAGAGAAGGCUGAGUUAGCCAUAAACAAAUCUUCCAACAUCUUAAAGUUGCGAAGACUUUUACCGUAGUAAACCAUCAUGGAAAAUUCCUACGGAAUUGGCGUUGCCAAUAGGUACGCUCUUUUUUUGGACGAUGAGUCGGAUCCUCUCGAAACUCUUUCGUUAAAAGAGCAAGAAAAAGACCUUAAGAAGAAGACCAAAGGGGCCGAAAAGGAAAACAAGGAAAAAGUUGUACCACCCGUAAAGCCGAAGACGACCAUUGCUCAGAAAAAACCCAUUAAGGAGACAAGUCAUAAGGUUCAAGAAAAUAAAGAUUCGAAAACUGCCCAUCCUAGAUCUAACGCUGACGGAAAACCUGAACGUACUUUUAACAAGUUUAACAAUAAUAAUGAAAACCGCGAGGAUAGAAAUAACCGAAGAAAUCGUGAAGACAGACCUUACAACGGACCAUCUGAAAACCGGGAUCGCGAAGAUAGGCCGCCCAGGCGCGAAUUUUCCGACAACUUGGAAAAAGGCAACCGCGGCGAGCAGAGAGGCGACAGGAGGGACGGACGCGCGUUAGGAAACAAACCUGGCGGCCCCAGAGGCCCGAGGCGUACUUUCGAUGACAAGCGAGGCAAAAGGGAGUUUGACAGGCAAAGCGGAUCUGAUAAAACCCAUGGUUACAGAGGAGUUAAACCGGUCGACAAGCGGGAAGGAGGCGGUUCGCAUAACUGGGGAUCUCACAAGGACGUUAUCGAGGAAGCUGACAGGCCUAACAACAACGAGAACGAUCAAAGCUGGGGCGAAGUCGAGAAGGUGGAGCCGAAGGAGACCGACAAGGAGGUGAAAGCCGGCGAGGAGACAAGCGGCGAUGUGGAGAGCGCCCCUCCGAUGGAGGAGGAGCCCAAGGAACUGACCCUGGACGAAUGGAAGGCCCAGCGCGCUGGCCGUUCAAAGCCGACCUACAACAUUCGCAAAGCCGGAGAAGGCGAGGACCCGUCUCAAUGGAAGAAAAUGUACGAGCUAAGGAAAAAGGAGAACGAACAGGACGAUUCCGAGGACGAGGAGUACGACGCGACCGCCGAGUACCCGCAACGCGUCGGCCGGCAGAAGCACGUGCUGGACAUUGACAUUCAAUUCAACGACAACAGGCGUCCCGGCGGACCGGGCGGUCGCGGCAGAGGCGGCAACCGCGGGGCCAGAGGCGCCAACCGCGGCGGCGGCGGCGCCCAGAGGGCCGGCGGCGAACGCGCCGAGCGCCCAGAACGCGCCGAGCGCCCGGAACGCGGCGGCAGACCGGACGCCGCCCCGGAACCCAGGCCAGAGAGACGUUAUCACGAACAAGCGGACAAUGAUAAAAGUGAUCGCAAAGCCCCCAAGGUCGACGACGAACGUGAUUUUCCGUCGCUUGGUUAACCAGUGAGGAAUAUUGGAGGGGGGGUCAGCCGUAGGUUUGUUUGGGACAAUAUGUUCGGCAGAAACAGUGACAUCGUUGGAACUUUUUUACCGAUGCGACGAAAGUUCGUCUUAGUUUUCACAUUUUGUCGCAUUGGUAUGAAAUUUUUUUUUGUUUAGCCAAGCCGAGAACGAUUUUUUUCUAGAAAUCCCUCUAGCUGGUUUUUUAACAUCUAUGUAUUUCCAUGUAGACUGUGAACCCAAACAUUUUUGGGGAUAUGGUUUUACUAGUCAGUGCUAAGCUGCAUUGUUAAAGGUUUUUAAAUGGCUGCUCAUAUGUGUCAUCCAAUAAAUUUAAUUAUUAAUAAAAUUACUAAAAUUAUGUUUAUUUUAAUAAUUUCCACCAUUUAUUAAUUUUUUCUUACUGUGUAUGCAUUUUAACAAGUUUGACUACAUACUAUUAUGUAGUACUAUAUUUACCAAAUUUUUUCUGUAGAAUUAUUGACUGUACUUUAUUUUGACUGACUGUACAUUUUAUAUAGCAUCAGAUGUUAAAAAUUAAAUAAAUUAAUAAUACUUUAUAAUCUGUCCGUGCAUUACUUAGCCACUUUUUUUUUAAUUUCAUCAGGUUUAAUAAAAAAUCAUUUACUUAAGUGGCUCGUGCCAACAUAUUGAGUUUUACUCAUCUCCAGACUAAUUGGACGCAUUCGCAGUUUGUACUCGCUGGAAAUGACAUUUAUAUGUGUCUCACUUUUUUAAAGUCCACAUUCAUUCGUCGAAUGUGGACCUUAAAAUAGAUUCACCUAUGAAAUAUUUUUCAAUUUUGUCCUUGCUAAAUACCUACCGAUAAAUUCAUAUUUUUUGGUAAAUCUUUCGAGAUAUUUUCGGCUUAUAUUCAUGCAUUCAUUUGCAUUUUUACAAUCCCAAAUUGACAGAUCGAUUCAAGAAAAAUAUGUUAUCCCUUGGUGCUAAAGCUUUCUACAUUUAAUGACAAAAUAUUUUCGUAGAAUUUAAGUCUGCUUUUAUUUUUUUCAUGAAAUUUAAAAUUCAAAAAUACCUCAAUAGAUUUCCCGCUAUUUUUCACAGAUAUCCUUAAUAAUAAUUUAGCAUAAGGCUAUAAUUUUAUCACAUUAUUUUAAUCAUCACUGGUUUAACUAAAUUAAAAAAGGUGUGAAAAGUUGGGGGAAUAAAAUAAUGUUAAAAAAUAAAAAACGGAUUGUAUGUUUUGAUCUGUAUUUUUUUUUGUUUUGGUUUGCAUGCAAGUUAUAAUUUUUGUUGUUAAGUUUUAUUAAUUAAUAUAAGAUUAUUAAUAUUUGGGUCUUAAUUAAUUUUUCAAAACAUAUCAAGAUAUAUGUUUUCUUAGGUUUUUUAUUUUCAUUACACACACAUUGUUUACAAAAAAUAAAUUUUGAUCUGUAAUGUGUCUGUUUUAAUCCAUAUUUUUGUAAAUAAAUAUUAAUACAAACCUUAAUUCAUGUGAUUUUUAUAUAAAAACAAAUAAACAAUAACAGACACAUGUACUGAAUACACCAACUUGCACUAUAGUAACUGUAUUAUACCUAUACAAAUAAAUACAAUCAAUGGAUUUAUAUAUAGAACCGCUAAAUAAAACCGUGUUUUAUUGAA
This is a messenger RNA of Brassicogethes aeneus, 3070 nucleotides long. NCBI's taxonomy places the organism in Eukaryota, Metazoa, Arthropoda, Insecta, Coleoptera, Nitidulidae. The record is from the annotation of a GenBank genome assembly.